Trichophyton rubrum CBS 118892 is the source of this 951-nucleotide messenger RNA. RefSeq lists its product as uncharacterized. Gene Ontology annotation, molecular function: methyltransferase activity. The record is from RefSeq and is a predicted model, not a curated record. The transcript is spliced from 6 exons. NCBI's taxonomy places the organism in Eukaryota, Fungi, Ascomycota, Eurotiomycetes, Onygenales, Arthrodermataceae. The coding region runs from base 1 to 951 and encodes 316 amino acids.
AUGGCUCCAAGUUUCUCAAUAAUUGUCUGUUGUUCAUGGCUGACGGCAAAAUUUCACAGUGAUCCUCAUUUCGGUACCACAGCCUUGGAUAACGCACAUUUGGAAAUUAUAACCUUUCAGGGACGGGAGUAUCAGAAAUAUGCACAGGACAACCAGAUAUACUUCGCUCCUAUUGACGACGAAGAGAUCGAGAGGUUAGAGUUGGAACAGCAGGUUUUCAGCAAGGUGUUCGAUGAUAGGAUUAUAUUCCCGCCAAUCCAGCAGCUGGAUAAAGUGCUCGACUGCGGAUACGGAUCGGGUACUUGGGCCGUGGAGGUUGCUGAGCAAUAUCCAGACUGCGAAGUCAUAGGGAUCGAUGUAUCUCCACAUAUGAAGCCUGAUGAUACACCGGAUAACCUUUGGUUGCAGGUUGACGAUUUGAACCGCACUUUCACUUUUCGUUCAAACCAAUUUGAUUUGGUUCACUCGCGCCUGAUUGCUUCCGGUCUCGAUAAGGAAAGAUGGCCACGCUAUCUCCGUGAUAUUUCAAGAUGUUUAAAACGAGGUGGUUGGGCACAGAUGGUUGAAGUAUAUUUUAACGUCCAGUCGGACAACGGAGCAUUGACUGAAAGCCACUGCCUGAGAAAAUGGAGCACAAGUUAUAUUGCCGCUUUAGAAGGCGUCAAAGACCUUCGAAGUGGAAUGAAACUUGCUGGUCUUAUGGCUUCAGCUGGCCUUGUUGAUAUUGAAUCGAAAAUGAUACCUCUGCCCCUAUCUGGAUGGUCAACGGAUCCGAGGAUGAAGGCUAUCGGUGAGGCGAACCGAAAGAAUGUUCAUCUUCUCCUGGAAUCACUUGGGCUAUAUCCGUUUAUGCACCUGCUUGACAUGCCUGAGGUUGAGUUCCAAGAACUUUUAACAGGUGCUAGGCAAGAAGCAGAUGACCCCUCACUGAAGGCAUAUAUUCCUCUGUAA